AUGGCAACUAUAAAUGGGUUGACGAGGGGUGGAGAAUAUUUCCAUAUGAGGUAUCCUGCUCACAUUUUGAACUUGGUGGUAAAUGAAGGUUUGAAAGACAAACAUUUAUCUAUAAAUAGUGUUAGGGAUGUUGUUAGAUUUGUCAAGUCCUCACCUCAUAGGGAAGCCAAGUUUAAAAAAUGCAUUGAAUUUGUUGGAAUAACUUGUAAAAAAUUAGUGUGUCUUGAUGUUUCAACUCGUUGGAACUUGACAUAUUUAAUGUUAGAGGUUGCAGAGAAGUUUCAACUCACUUUUGAUAAACUCGAGGAAGAAGAGUCAAGAUAUAGGGAGUUCUUUGGAAAAGGUAACCCCCUAGUAGUGAUGAUUGGGACAUUUCCAGAGCUUUUUUCGUUUUUCUAA
This is a messenger RNA of Vicia faba (fava bean), 399 nucleotides long. The record is from the annotation of a GenBank genome assembly. Lineage: Eukaryota; Viridiplantae; Streptophyta; Magnoliopsida; Fabales; Fabaceae.